AACACUGGAGAUCAAUUAAAAUUAGCGUGACAAUCAUAUCAUAAUGAUUAUACUAAUGUUAAAUUGUUACAAGUAACAUUAACAUAAGACUAUAGCUAUCCGUGAAAAGAGUUGUCGUGCCGUCGCAACCAUCAGUCAGACUAUAAAAUUUUGCAACAAGGAUUUAUAAACAUAAUAAUCAGCAACUACAUUUACAUCUAGAUCCCACAAGCUGAUAGUUAUAGACAAGAUUUUAAAUUUGAUAGAACAUGAUAUCAAGAUUUUAUAUAUAAUAUGCAAUUAUAGUAUUCCCAUAAUUGAAACCGUAUCAGCUGCAUUUGGUCGCAAUAUCAAUCACAACAAGGAUCAUGACGCGACAGUGAUACAAAAUUUCAAUCAUAUAUUCAAAUUUCAAACAAAGGCAUUAAGGAGAAUCUUGUCGUGUUAUUUUUAUGUGUUAAUUAGGUUUUCUAGAAAACACUUCAAAUUUUGAAGGCUAUGGAAGAUGAAAGAGGGAGCAAUCGUUUGGCAAUGAACAAGGAGAAUCCUGGAUAUUUAUCACCUGAUGGAUCAGAAUUGAGAAGAUUUAGAUCAUAUCUAAGAUGGCUUUACGUGGACCAAUCAAAUUUAUGGAAAGCUUGUAUAUCUUGGUCGUUGUUUUUCACCUUGGCUUUCGUUGUACCAAUUCUAUCACACUUUCUACUUGAUUGUUCAACAACCUGUGAUGAAGAUCAUCGUCGACCGUACCAUGUUCCUGUUCAGAUUUCUUUAUCUGUCUUUGCAACUUUGUCUUUUAUUAGCCUCUCUGAAUGGGAUCGUAGAUAUGGUUUUAGUAGGUUUCUUUUUCUUGAUAAAGUUAGUGAUGAAAGCCUCAAGAUUCAACGUGGAUAUGCACGCCAAAUGAAGAGAACCAUGAAACUCAUCUUACUUUGGGGACUUCCCUGUUUCAUAGCUGAAUGUGUCUACAAGAUAUGGUGGUACAUCUCAGGAUCAUCCCAAAUACCACAUUAUGGUGAAAUAUAUGUGAGCAGCAUAAUUCUGUGCACAUUGGAGCUAUGUUCUUGGCUCUAUAGAACCUCGAUUUUCUUCUUGGUAUGUGUCCUGUUUCGACUCAUCGGCUACCUGCAUAUACAAAGACUAGAUGAAUUUGCUUCUGUUUUUCAAAGAGAAACCGAAGUAGGAACGAUCUUGUUAGAGCACCUAAGAAUAAGAAGGAAUCUACGUGUCAUUAGCCAUCGCUUUCGAGCUUUCAUUUUGUCUUCUCUCCUUUUGGUGACAGCUAGCCAACUCAUUUUUCUGCUUAUGGUUAUAAAACCACAUGCUGAUGUUGAUAUCCUUAGAGGUGGAGAACUUGGGUUAGUCUCCAUCACAUUGGUUAGUGGACUUUACAUACUCUUACGAAGCGCGACAAAGAUCACGCAUAAAGCACAAUCCAUCACAGGCCUUGCUGCUAAGUGGCAUAUAUGUGCAACCAUAAAUUCCUUUGACAACGUUGAUGGUGAGACACCUACAGCACAUGAUACAGCUUCAGCACAAGCUAUGGCUGCGAAUAUUACUUGGGGAUCAUCGGACGACGAGAUAGGAGAUGAAGAGGAUGAGUUGGAUAACACCAAAUUGCUUCCAAUUUUCACACAUACUAUCUCAUUCCAUAAGAGGCAGGCUUUAGUUACAUAUAUGGAGAACAAUAGAGCAGGAAUCACAGUGUACGGGUUCAUGCUUGAUAGAAGUUGGCUUCACUCCAUUUUUGGUAUUCAAUUGGCUCUCUGUCUUUGGCUACUUAACAAGACAGUUGGUAUUUAGAGACAGAAAGGAACUGCAAUGAUCCUCCUAGUCCUACCUUGUGCAUUUAGCAGUACAUCUUUUGAGUAAUCAUCGUUUCGUUCGAAUCUCAUAGUGUUGGUUACGACAUACGAAAUGUAAAUGAUGUGCGAUUACUGCACAUAUCGUUGAGACUAUUGUAAAUGUGUCAGCACCUCCUACUACUCGGUACUCAUUGGGGAAUAUUGUCAUAUCAGACGACACACAAGACAGGCACAUUGAAGUGCAUAGCCGGCCGGCAACAAGCGUUUGCUGCUAUAUAUAUACACGUGAAAUUCGCCUACAAAUUAGAAGUUUAUGAUCUUGUUAGUCUAGUGCUUUUCAAAUAUCAUAAUACUAAACUCCUUGCAUUUGUAUGCAUGUUUGUUAAACUGCUAUUGUAUAAAAAUAAAUGUUUUUCAUGUAAAA
Messenger RNA from Cicer arietinum (chickpea), 2205 nucleotides. RefSeq lists its product as uncharacterized. The record is from RefSeq and is a predicted model, not a curated record. Lineage: Eukaryota; Viridiplantae; Streptophyta; Magnoliopsida; Fabales; Fabaceae.